GCCGGUGCGCGAAAAAGCAAAACGCAGCGCCGCGCUGGAAGAAACCCAUGGCCCAAGCCUUUGGGUUCCGCAGGUGUUUGAGGCUCGCCAAGGCCAGCGUCUCCAGACACGGCCUUCAUGCGAGCCUUCUGGGCGGCAGCAUUGCUGGCGCUGCUACGCUCUGCAAGGCUGAGACGCAGGUGGACACCUUGACCCGGCUCGGCGAGCUGGACACCUGUGCCUUGUGCGAUGCCAGCGGGAAGAAGGCCCGCGUGAUCACCACGGUGCGGCCGCUGAAGCCAGGCUAUCGCAUGGCCGGGCGGGUGCGCACGGUGGCUGUGGACGGGGACUUCUUGGAGAUUUUGGCGGUGCUAAGGGAGGUGCAGCCGGGGGAGGUGGUGAUGAUCGACGCGUCCAUGCGGGGAGGGCCUGAGGACAGCACCUGGCCUCGCAGCGGGGGCCUUUUCGGAGAGCUUCUGGCGAGCGAGGCGCAGCGCCGGGGGGUGCGCGGCAUGGUGGUGGACGGCAACUGCCGGGAUACGCCCAUGCUCCGACAGAUGUCUCUGCCGGUUUUCUGCCGGGGCCACCACCCCAACGCCGGCUUUGCGCAGAAGCGGGGCACGUCACAAGUGGAGAUCCGCAUGGGCGGCGUCUCGGUGAAGCCGGGCGAGUACGUGCUGGGUGACGACGACGGCGUGGUGGUGUGUUCGCAACAGGAGCUGCAAGAGUGGCUGGCGAAGGCCGAAGCCAUCCAGCGCCAAGAGGAGAAGAUUCUGUCGCACAUCCAGCAAGGGGGCGACCUGUUUGAGCGGCUGCCCAACUUCCAGGAGCACUUGGAGGCGGCGAGCCAGGGCAAGGUCUCGCAGCUGAAGCUCCAGUGAGCUUGGCUACGCCAUGGCUGGAGCGUUUUUUUCUCCUCCGGAUAGCUGGAAGCUAUAGGCGUUCUGACUUCAAGCGCGGAAGCUAUUCAAGGCUAUGCUGGUGUAAUUUUAAUAUUCGAAGGGUUCUUCUACAUGCUCUUCUCGAAGAUGGACAAGGACUUUGCGUAUGCAGAGGGCGCGGUGUGUCAAGGAAAUCAGCUUAAUGUCGAUAGGGAGGAAGGGCGCAUGAGGAGAAUUGUCGAUGGCCAUGGCCCUUUGCAUAGAUCACAGCAGCGCGUUGUUUGCGACCGUGCAGGAAUGUAG
Messenger RNA from Effrenium voratum, 1163 nucleotides. The record is from the annotation of a GenBank genome assembly. NCBI's taxonomy places the organism in Eukaryota, Dinophyceae, Suessiales, Symbiodiniaceae.